CCCUCGAGCUGGAAGAAGGACCCAGUCACACCCUGGGAGAAGCUCUGUGCCUCCGGAGGUUUUUCUGCCUGCCCUUCUGCCUGCCCGUCCUCAUGCCUCUCCUCCUCUUGCUGCUCCUGCUACCGAGCCUUUCACACUCUGAUCCCUCCUGUGAGGUCUCCACAGUGGCCAGCCAGGUGGAAGUGAACUGUGAUAAUCGGGGUCUGAAGGCAAUGCCUUCAGAUUUGCCACCAGGCACCACCAUCCUCCGCCUGGGUGAGAACCCCCUGCACACCUUCUCCAUGGCGUCCCUAGAGCCUCUGACUAGCCUUACUCAGCUGCAUCUGGGUGACAGCCAACUGACCGAACUGCAGGCUGAUGUGAAACUACCACUGCUGGAGACCCUGGAGAUACCCCGCAACAAGUUGGCAAGCCUGCCCUCGCUAGGACAGACUCUGCCAGCACUCACUACCCUGGACGCCUCCUUCAACAAGCUGACCUCGUUGUCUCCGGGUGCCCUGGAUGGCCUGAGCCACCUCCACGAGCUCUCCCUGCGUGGCAACAAGCUGAAGACUCUGCCACCCCGGCUCCUGGCGUCCACAGUCCAGCUGAGGAAGCUCAAUCUGGCCGACAACGAGUUGCAGGAGCUGCCCCUUGAGCUCCUGGAUGGGUUGGAGGAGCUUGACACCCUCUACCUCCAAGGAAACUGGCUGCGAACAAUACCAGAGGGCUUCUUUGGAAACCGCCUUCUGCCUUUUGCUUUUCUCCACAGCAACCCCUGGUUCUGCGACUGCGACAUCCUUUAUUUCAGUCGCUGGCUGCGACACAACGCUGACAAUGUCUACUUAUGGAAGGAGGGUGUGGAUAACAAAGCCAUGACCCCCAAUGUGAAGAGCGUGCAAUGUGUCAAUCCGCCCUCAGUACCCGUCUCUGCGUACUUCGGGAAGGACUGCGCGCCUCUCAAAGUUGGGGAUGGCUCAGAGGACUAUGAUGAAUAUGACGAGGACCGUACGAGUGAGAAGGUGCCUACCAGAAGGGCUGUGGUCACCAGCACCAAAGCCCAUACGACUCACUGGGGCCUACUCUACUCAGAAUCUACUGCUUCUCCAGCCAGCCAAGUGCCCUACUUGCCUCCAACCCCCGAGUCCACUAAGAAACAGACCACAUUUCCAACCACGUUAGAAUCCAUUACAUUCUCCCACACUCCCAAAUCCACGACUGAAACCACCACAGCCCCGACCACCCCAGAGCCCACCACAGCCCCGACCACCCCAGAGCCCACCACAGCCCCGACCACCCCAGAGCCCACCACAGCCCCAACCACCCCAGAGCCCACCAUAGCCCCGACCACCCCAGAGCCCACCACAGCCCCAACCACCCCAGAGCCCACCAUAGCCCCGACCACCCCAGAACCCACAACCCUGACCACCCCAGAGCCCACCACAGCCCCGACCACCCCCAAGCCCACCACAGCCCCGACCACCCCAGAACCCACAACCCAGACCACCCCAGAACCCACAACCCUGACCACCCCAGAACCCACAACCCUGACCACCCCAAAACCCAUCACAACCCCGAGCACCCCAGAAACCACCAUAGCCCUGACCACCCCAGAACCCACAACCCUGACCACCCCAGAGUCCACCACAAUCCUGACCACCCCAGAACCCACCACAACCCGGGCCACCCCAGAACCCACAACCCUGACCACCCCAAAACCCAUCACAACCCCAACCACCUCAGAACCCACCACACUCCAUACCACCUCAGAACUGACCACAUUAACCACCACAGAACCCACCUCCCUCCCUCCCUUAGAAUCCACAACAAACAUCUCUGACUUUGUUGACCUCGCCAAGGUCCGAGGAUUGGCUCAAGGGAAUGUGGGUAGCUCCAGAAAUGACCCUUUUCUCAAGCCCGACUUUUGCUGUCUCCUUUCCCUGGGCUUCUACAUCUUGGGUCUCCUCUGGCUCCUGUUUGCUUCUGUGGUCCUCAUCCUGCUGCUGAUCUGGCUCCGGCACAUGAAAGCACAGGCCCUGGACUUUGGCCAGCCUGUUGCCCUGAACAUAGCCAAGCACACCUCCCAUCUGGAGCUGCAGAGGGGAAGGCAAGUGGCUGUGCCCCGGGCCUGGCUGCUUUUCCUCCAAGGAUCACUCCCAACUUUCCGCUCCAGCCUCUUCCUGUGGAUCCGGCCUAAUGGCCGUGUAGGGCCUCUGGUGGCAGGACGGCGGCCCUCAGCCCUGAGUCUGGGUCGUGGUCAGGACCUGCUGGGUACAGUGGGCAUUAGGUACUCUGGCCACAGCCUCUGAGGUUGGGUGAUUUGGGGACUUUGAGAGGCUCUAAUGGGCUU
This is a messenger RNA of Eptesicus fuscus (big brown bat), 2329 nucleotides long. RefSeq names its product glycoprotein Ib platelet subunit alpha (gene GP1BA). The record is from RefSeq and is a predicted model, not a curated record. Lineage: Eukaryota; Metazoa; Chordata; Mammalia; Chiroptera; Vespertilionidae. The transcript has 2 exons. Gene Ontology annotation, molecular function: protein binding. The coding region runs from base 93 to 2288 and encodes 731 amino acids.